CUCGUUACCUGCCCUUUUCUGCUUUACCAAGGAGCCAUGGCAUGGACUCCUCUGACUUGUCAGUUGUCCAAAACAUAUAAAAACCACAUUUUUCGGACCUUAUACUGAACCGCAACAGAUAGAAAAGUCUCUUUUUUUUCUUCUUCUUUCUUUUGCUUUCCCUCCCUUAUUGUUCCUUCAAGAACCAAUCUUUUUUUACAAUUAAAAUCUCUCUUUUUCUCCCUAUCUGGGGCCUCAAGGCCUAGUUAAAAUGGAAAAAAAGGGAGAAGAAAGAGAGCUGGGUAUGUUCUUUGAUGGGAUCAUAGAGUCCAUGCCUUUGUUUGCAAAGCAGUUCAUUGCUGGAGGUGUUGCUGGGGGCCUUGCAAAGACCGUUGUUGCCCCACUUGAGCGUGUCAAGAUUUUGUUACAGACUAGAAGAGGAGAAUUUCACAGCAUAGGGAUCUUUGGAUCCAUUAAAAAGAUUGCAACGACAGAAGGCAUCCUGGGUUUCUACAGAGGAAAUGGUGCUAGUGUUGCUCGAAUUGUUCCCUAUGCGGCCCUUCAUUAUAUGGCUUAUGAGCAGUACCGUAGAUGGAUCAUCAAUGGUUUUCCUGACUUUGGAAGAGGCCCUGUACUUGAUCUUGUGGCUGGAUCAUUUGCUGGAGGAACUGCUGUGCUUUUUACUUAUCCUCUUGAUUUGAUUCGGACUAAAUUAGCUUAUCAGGUUGUUGGUCCACCAAAGAUUAAUGUGAAAGGGGUAGUUAGUACUGAACAAAUUUAUAGAGGAAUUCUUGAUUGUUUUUCAAAGACUUACAAAGGGUCUGGGCUCAGAGGCCUCUAUCGUGGUGUAGCUCCAUCACUUUAUGGAAUCUUCCCAUAUGCUGGUUUGAAGUUUUACUUCUAUGAGGAGAUGAAACGCCAUGUACCUGGGGAGCAGAAGAAAAAAAUAAUGGUGAAUCUAGUAUGUGGGUCUGUAGCUGGUCUCUUGGGCCAAACUUUCACAUAUCCUCUUGAUGUUGUGAGGAGGCAAAUGCAGGUCCAAAGGGUCUCGGCAUCCAACAGUCCCGAGUUGAAGGGAACGAUGGGAUCACUUAUUAUGAUUGCCCAAAAUCAAGGCUGGAAGCAAUUGUUUUCAGGGCUGAGCAUCAACUACCUUAAGGUUGUACCGUCUACGGCAAUUGGUUUUACAGUUUAUGAAAUCAUGAAAUCAAGCCUGAGAGUUCCAUCCCAUGAUGAAGCUGUGAUAGAAGUGGUAACAAAUAAAAGAAAUCUCCAUUCAUAACAAUGAGUACUAAUUCAUCUCAUUCAUUGGGUGCUUUGCUUCACCUUCAAAAUUCUUAUGUUUUAAUUACUGACCAAGUCAGGCCAUCUCACUUGUACAUUCGAUUCUUUUAAGCUGUACAAAUUGUACAGCUUACAUAAAGGGAUGAUCAGGUAGCAAACUCUAUUGAUUAGACUUGUAGCAGUUUCUUCAUCAAGGAUGAUGAGUCUUCCAAGUUUUAGACUCAUACACAAUGUAAAUAAUUUGGGCAUUAAUGGAAUAAAGAAUUUUGACUACU
Theobroma cacao (cacao) is the source of this 1538-nucleotide messenger RNA. RefSeq names its product Mitochondrial substrate carrier family protein. Lineage: Eukaryota; Viridiplantae; Streptophyta; Magnoliopsida; Malvales; Malvaceae. The record is from RefSeq and is a predicted model, not a curated record. Gene Ontology annotation, cellular component: mitochondrial inner membrane. Gene Ontology annotation, biological process: transmembrane transport.